Molecule: messenger RNA, 840 nt
Organism: Suillus fuscotomentosus
Lineage: Eukaryota; Fungi; Basidiomycota; Agaricomycetes; Boletales; Suillaceae
Exons: 8
Coding region: 92-727 (211 amino acids)
Source: RefSeq, a predicted model, not a curated record
CUGAAGCAUACAAGGAGAUAGUAGGGACCUUGGGCAGCUGGUUUCCUCAUAUUUGGGCAGUACGUCUGUUAAUCCUCCUGGAGCUCGAACCAUGCUGAUCCAAGUCGUUGCCCACCGUUCGCAGGAAAGAGUGAGUGUGUCGAUCCUCGUUCGAGCAAGAGCCAUGCUGAUCCAAGUCGUUGCCCACCGUUCGCAGAGAAGAGUGAGUGUGUCGAUCCUCGUUCGAGCAAGAGCCAUGCUGAUCCAAGUCGUUGCCCACCGUUCGCAGAGAGACUAUCUUCGCGAUGAUCACUGUGCGGUGAUACAGUCCAAGUUGCUCUCUGUGGCCUCUAGCAGCUCAUCACCCUUGGAGAACAUUGUUCAGCUCAUUUCUGCUGCUGUCAUUAUCUUUGAGCACUCUUUCUAUAUUUUCGAAAAGCGGCCCUAUCUUCAGGACAGGCAGAAUUCUGAUCCCUCCUUCUAUGUCGCUCUGGAGCAGUACAUGCCAUCUCCGCAUGCAUCUGCUGUCAGGGAAGGUGUGAGCGUCGCCGUUCACACAUUCCAAGAACGCUCGUCUCCUUGGAAAGUUAAGCCAUUGUUUGGCCGCUUCCAGAUAGGAAAAAAAUCCAUUCGUGACUCCCAAAAGAUGGAGUUGGUCAACACGAUUGUUAAAAUUGCUUUAGAGCAUCGUCUGUCAAGACCUCAACAUCAAGCAAUGCAACACAACAUAGAUGGUGUUCCGAAGUAGAGCCAACGUGUCUUGGCAGUGGAUAUACGUUUCUUGGGUGGUCUGUUGAGGUUGUUUCAGGAGGUGGAAAUGUACAAUGUUGUUGCAGGCUCACGAAAUAUAGCGCUUUCCCU